UUGUUUGUCAUUUAUGUGUUGGGAUUUUCAAAUUGUGCGUGUAACCAGUACAAUGCCUUUAUAAUUUCUACAGCUGCUACCAAUCUUGGACUUCUAUUACCCACCCAUUCAUCUUCCUAUAUUGGCCCUCAAACCUCUUAUUUUAUUUAUUUAUAUAAAGAAAUAAAAUCAAGUUAAAAUGGCUGCCAUUUUUAAACCGAAAACUCCUGGUACGUUUCCGAUUCCUUGGGUCGUUGCUCCCGGCACCUGCAUCAUAGUGAGGGGCAUGGUCCCACCCUGCUCCAAGGGUUUCGAGUUCAACUUGCAAUGCGGUCCGAAGUUGUACCCUGGUGAGGACAUCGCCUUCCAUUUCCAUCCUCACCUCACGGAGAAGCAAUUAGCCCGCAACCACUAUGAAGGCUCCAAGUGGGGGACCCAGGAGAUCAGCAACAGCGUACCCUUCAAAGCAGGUGAUUGCUUCGAAGCCCGCAUAUGCUGCGCUUGUGAAACAUACAAGGUGGAGGUAAAUGGGAAGGUUGUCUGCGAAUUCAAGCACCGCAUUCCGGCUUGCAAGGUGACACACUUUGGCAUCGAAGGUGGCAUCAUUGUAGACAAGAUCGAAUUUGUUCGAGAAGAGAACCCCAACGUGCCAAUCCCUAAUGUGACCCCUAUUCCAAAGGGUAUGUGCCCUGACCGCAGGAUCAGAAUCAAGGGAAAGACCCCUCCUGGGUGUAAAAGGUUCUAUGUAGACCUCCAAUGUGGACCGAAAGUGAAUGCUAAUGAAGACAUAGCCUUCCGUUUUGAUGUUCGCUUGGACGAGAAGAAAGUGGUCCGCAACCACUGCGCUGAUUCGAAAUGGGGGAAGGAGGAGAGCGAUGGAGAGUCGCCGUUUAAAGUUGGGGAAUGUUUCGAAAUAUCCAUACAUUGUUACCAAGAUAUUUACCGGGUGAAGGUGAAUGGGAAUUGUUUCUGCGACUUUGCCCACCGUAUCACUUGUGACAAAGUGACCCACGUGGUUGUAGCCGGUGAAUGCACGGUGUUCCAGGUCGACUUCGAUCCUCCUGAACAGGAUCCAUUACACCCCGUGCCAAGCCUGGCGCAGUUCGAUCCGAUAAACCGAUCAGUAUACUGGAUCCGCUAUACUGUAUUAUGUGUGUACUGGCUCAUACAACUACAUACGCUAAUAACACACACGUUUAAACGGACCUGUAAAACGGACGUCAUAUGUGAACGCGCCCUAAGUGUGUUAGUUGAGUCCGCGCCGCGUCCCUGCUAACGAGGAGCCCAAGAUCCCUAUACAACACAGAAGAGAUGCUGGCAAUCUACUUUACACAUAAUAAUUACAAUAUUACAUUAUUACAUAACUCCCGCAGUCCCACUCUAUUCUACCAACAGCCUAUAAGUGGCCACUGCUGACCAAAGCCUCUCACACGGAGAAGGUUUGAGCAUUAAUCACCACGCUUGCUCAAUGCGGGUUGGCGAUUUCAAACUUAUAAUUUGAAAUUAUCUGUUUAUGUCAUUAAAAAUAUUUUAUGUUUCA
This is a messenger RNA of Spodoptera frugiperda (fall armyworm), 1519 nucleotides long. RefSeq names its product galectin-4-like. Lineage: Eukaryota; Metazoa; Arthropoda; Insecta; Lepidoptera; Noctuidae. The transcript is spliced from 10 exons. Gene Ontology annotation, molecular function: carbohydrate binding; galactoside binding. Bases 179 to 1255 code for a protein of 358 amino acids. The record is from RefSeq and is a predicted model, not a curated record.